GGUAAAUGCUGUGGAGAGGAGUUGUUGAUAAUGAAGUCAGAGCCUGUAAAACAUGGUUUUAUAGGGAAGUAAAAUGAAAGUCCCACAUUGUUCCUGUGUAUGACAGUAUGUAAUUUACCAUUCUGAUGACCUUCAUCCAACAGAGAAAUGACAGGGCGUGGGAGAAGAGAAGAGGAAGAGCAGGAUAGAUGGAGGGACGGGACAGCAGCUCCAGAAGGAAGACAGAAAUGGCAUUCUACAUUUCAGAACUAAUCCUUGCAGCUUGUGCUAUCAAUAUAGCAAUCUUAACAAUUACAUCUUAGGUACCACACCGCACUGGGGACAGCUGAGUGUAGACUGCAGGGCUUUCUAUAUGCUUUUUCACCUGUCCUGGAGUAGAAAUCAGCAACUAUCUGGUGACGAAGCCAGUCAUAAACAAUCGUCAACAGGGAAUAGAGAGGGAGAAAAGCAAAGCAGAAAGAAGUAAGAAGCUGAGUGCAGCAGUGUUCACUAGUGGGUGAGAUGAUUAACGAUUAACCCCCCUUGCCUCCUGCCUCCACCCAUCUGGGUAGUAUAGGCCUUGAAGUGCAGCAGAUUCUUUCAGAGAAAUAUCUGAAAUAAAGGCCAACAGAUAGGGGACGCUGGCAAAAUCAGUUGGAGAGACUGAGGGGGCCAAUAACCUCUGGCUGUGGAAUCACUGCAAUCUGGCCCGUGUUUGCAGAUGAUAAUGCGCCUUUCCAAAGCCCUGAUAGACAUGGAGAUGGCAGAUUACAGUGCAGCCUUAGAUCCUGCAUACACGACACUGGAGUUUGAGAACAUGCAAGUCUUGGCAAUGGGCAGCGACACAUCCCCAUCUGAAGCUACAAACCUUAAUGCUUCCAACAACAUUGGAGCCAGUGUGUUGUGUGCUAUUUGUGGAGAUCGUGCUACAGGGAAGCAUUAUGGAGCAUCCAGUUGUGAUGGCUGCAAAGGAUUCUUCAGAAGAAGUGUCAGGAAGAACCAUAUGUAUUCUUGCAGGUUUAAUAGGCAGUGUGUUGUAGACAAGGACAAAAGGAACCAGUGUCGAUACUGUAGGCUAAAGAAAUGUUUUCGAGCAGGAAUGAAGAAAGAAGCUGUACAAAAUGAGCGUGAUCGAAUCAGUACUCGGCGAUCCAGCUAUGAAGACAGUAGCCUACCUUCCAUUAAUGUUUUACUGCAAGCAGAAGUCCUUUCACAACAGAUAUCAUCACCAAUUUCAGGGAUUAGUGGCGAUAUCAGAGGGAAAAAGAUUGCAAAUAUUGCAGAUGUGUGUGAGUCCAUGAAGCAGCAGUUAUUAGUGCUUGUGGAAUGGGCCAAAUACAUCCCAGCCUUCUGUGAGCUUCCCCUGGAUGAUCAGGUGGCUUUGCUACGGGCCCAUGCAGGGGAACAUCUCUUACUGGGGGCAGCCAAACGAUCUAUGGUGUUCAAAGACAUCCUUCUGCUAGGAAAUGACCAUAUAAUCCCCCGAAACUGCCCAGAAUUGUUGGAAAUCAGCCGCGUAGCUGUACGAAUUCUAGAUGAGCUGGUGUUAACAUUUCAAGAGCUGCAGAUUGAUGAUAAUGAAUAUGCUUGUCUGAAAGCCAUUAUCUUCUUUGAUCCAGAUGCUAAAGGCCUAAGUGACCCCAUCAAGAUCAAACGAAUGCGAUAUCAAGUCCAGGUCAGCCUGGAGGACUACAUCAAUGACCGGCAGUAUGACUCACGAGGACGCUUUGGAGAGCUGUUGCUUCUCCUGCCUACCCUCCAGAGCAUCACAUGGCAGAUGAUUGAGCAAAUCCAAUUUGUUAAGCUGUUUGGCAUGGCCAAAAUUGACAACCUGUUGCAAGAGAUGCUGCUUGGAGGGUCAUCAAGCGACACACCACAUGCUCACCAUCAUCCUCUGCAUCCCCACCUUAUCCAGGAGAAUUUGGGAACAAAUGUCAUUGUGGCCAACACAAUGCCUCCUCAGAUCCACAAUGGACAAUUGUCCACUCCUGAAACUCCCCAGCCUUCUCCCCCAGCUGGCUCUGGAGCUGAACAAUACAAACUGCUUCCGGGGGCCAUUGCAACUGUAGCCAAACAGCCCAGUUCAGUCCCUCAGCCCACCAUCACAAAGCAAGAGGUCAUCUAGCAUCCAACUGAAUGAGGAACUGAUGACUCAUAGACCAUGGUAUGGAGAAAAAUCAUCUCAAUCACUCUGGAGGUGGAACAUAGAUGGAGAUUUCCCAGGGCAAAAAAAUGUGUUAUUUUCUUAUUUGGAAAUUAUAUGGGAAAAAUAAGAAAUGAUCUUCACAUGCAGCUGUACCUAAGUGCUGUGGAACUUACAGACUAGCCUCAAUGGAAGCCUCACCCUUUCCAAAGAGAGCCAGAUGUCAAACCUUAGAUCUGUUGGCGACUAUUUCAAAAAUUGCACUGACUUGCCUGUUUUGUCACUGCCUCAACUUUUUUCCCCCCUCUUUCUCUACAAUCUGCUUUUUUUAAAGAAGGCAGCUGACUGAAUGGUAGAGAGAAACCAAGCCACAUUCACUGGAGCAUCUCUAAAUGGUUUUUUCUGUGACAUGGAGAUACACAUUUCCAGACAGGCUUGAUCCCUGGAAAAAGACAAAGAUGCAGAGACUCUGAACCUGUUGCAGCUGAAGUACAACGAUUUUACUGCCUGCUCCAAUACCUUGGGGAAAUACUACAAGUCAAAUCUAGGCUCAUAUGCUUCCACUGUCUCUAGCAGUCUGUAGCAAUGCAUGAUGAAAAUCUGCUCUCUUCAAGCACAGUUGUUUUAUAUUGAUAAUUUGUCCAUCUGGUAGAUUAGUGGUUUCUGUGAGGAGGCACCCUCAUGCUGAACAAAGUAUUGCCUUGCUGCAUCUAGUUUAGCAUUCUUUCCAUCUAACAGUGUACUGUAUCUUUUAGAUUCUUUUCUAACUUCAGGAUCUAUCACUCAAAUCCACUGCCUCUGCAUAUGAAGACUUUGUGACUAAUGGACCUUGACAGAUCAUUCCUUCAUGCCUUUGUCUAAUGGUUUUUGAGAGCACAAGGUUUGUCCUUUGCUAGGAGGGGAAAGAGAGAGAGCAUGCCGCUGGUCAAAGUGCUCUGUUGAACUUGGGGCUCCCCUUUCUCUGUCCAAGAGAGAAUUCCAUUCAGUACUAUUCAAGAAAAAAACUGGAUCCAAAUGGAAUUUAGUGAUGAUGGAAAUGCAUGUUUCAGUGAGCAUCCUAUCAAAUGAGCAAAUGGCAAUUUUUUUUCCCUUCCUAUUCACAAUAAUAUUGCAAACAACUGAGGGGACAAUAAUGAGAUGCCAAUGAACCUGCACCUGAUCUCAGCACUGCCAAACAGGUUGGUCUCUAUAUGGACUGGCUGCAUUUCUUUGCCAGAAUUUGCAGUUUACAGAAAUGGCUCUAUAUAGGAACCCAAAGAUAUACUUAGAUUGCUAUGACAUUCACCUGAAAUUUUCUUAUAGCUGACAGCUGCCACAGGGGGCAGACAGAAAUAGACCCUGGGAUGAUUUUGUCUUCAGUUAUCAUCAUUUAACAAGCCAGGACUUGACAUUUAGGAGUUAAAUUAAAGAAGCUGAAAAAGAACUAAAAGCCACUCAGAUGAUAAGGGCCCCAUGGUUUGUUUCAAUUUAUCUUAGGAUAGCAAUAAUCAAACAAUUCUCUCUGAUGGGUAGCCAUUUCAGUUUCUUAGAAAAAUGUAGUGUUAACUCACAGGACAAGUUUAAAGAUGCCAUAAGGUGAUUCUACCACCGUCCUCAGUGUUUACCUGGCAACAUUGGACUGGGUAUGAAUUCAGACUUGCAGAAUAUGAUUGCAUUUUUUAACUACUGUACUAUCCUGAAAUCCACCAAUUGAAGCCUGAUUCCAAACAUACAUACUUAGAAUUAAAGAAUCCUGAGAUCCCAAGUUGUUUUGAGUACCAGUAUCAAACUGUGCUCAGCUUUUUGUACACAAGGUUACUCCGAUCCAUUUUACCAACUUGAUUCCCUCCAAAUAUAUUGGGACUGCAACUCCCAGAAUUCCUAAUCAGCCUUCUGGGAGUUGCCGUCCCAAUAUAUCUGGAUGGCAUCAAGUUGGGGAAGGCACUCCAAAGCUUUCUUCAUGUUAGUAAUAUAAUGGGAGGGGUUGUUUGGAACGUGUUUUGUUUUUUGUGCCUUCAAGAUCGCUUUGACUCCUGGCAACUGCCUGGACAAGUCCCUGAAGUUUUCUUGGCAAGAUUUUUUGGAAGUGGUUUGCCCUUGCCUUCUUCCUAGGGCUGAGAGAGAGUGACUGGCCCAAGGUCACUAACAUGGGACUAGAAACACGGUAUCCUGGUUUCUAGCCUGGUGCCUUAACCACUACACCAAACUGGCUUUGGAAGUUACUAUUAUUAAAUGUUUGAGAGCCUCAAAUACUGCAAAUUCCCUUAUUCUGAAUAGCAUACUACUGGGAUAAAGCAGAUCCCAAUCACACCUCAUUGGUCCUGUCACCCCGUGUGAGUUGAGAAUUCAUUCCAUGCUUUCCUGAUGCGCAGUACGGGGUUGCUUUGUAAGGUAUCAGACUAAUGUUGUAUUGAAUAAGUUUUCCUUUCUGACUAGUGUCAGCUACCUUGAAUUCAAGGCAGUAUUUCCCAGUUCUGCUACCCUUAAAACAUCUAGGUCCAGAUCCUCCUGCAUGUAAAGUACAUGGUCAGGUACUAAGGUUUUGCCAAAUUUAAACAUCUUCUUAGAGCUGUGUGUGAUUCCUGGUGACUUCAUGAACAUAUCCAUCUACAGUGGUUUCCUUUUUUUUUUACUCCCCAAAUCUAGCCUACAGCCCUAGUAUUUCAACAGAAGAGAAUAUAUGUAGCUCGGGGUUAAACUGUGGAGUCCUUGGUGCUCUCUGAGCCUGGUUGUUUGCUUGUGGACAUUUCAUUACCUGACUAGGUAACAUAAUCAGUGCUAGUGAGUGUGGGGUUUGCUUCCUGUUUAAAUACAAUAGCUUGUCCUGAAAAUGUUGGUGGGGAUAUAGUUUUCUCCUUGGUAGUUCUUUGAUUAGGGUAUUGUUUUCUGCUUGAUUGUUUGUCUGGUGCUAAUCCCUGCUUAUCUAGGUGUUGGCUGCUGGAGAGGAUGUGUUCUGGUCUUUUUGUUUCCUUCUUAGCUUUUUUAUUAUCUCCUUUGAACGGUGUGUAAAUGUGGUUUAUCUCUAUGUGUCUAUUGAUGGCUGGUUUGUCUGAAUUUAGCAUUCAAGGAGCACCAAGGACUCCAUAGCCCUAGCAUUACCUGAUGUGCUCCAUUCAAACACUGAUCAAGCCCACUCUGCUUAGCUUUUCAAGAUCAGCCAAGGAUGGCUAGGGGUUGCUAAAGGUAGACCUCCUCCUUUAUUUCAACUGUAUAGAAAUUUGCUUACAAUUCUAAUAUGUUCCUUGAAGAAUCAUAUAACUUCCCAGAAUUGUUGGAAAGACAUUAGUUGCUUUAGAGAACAUGGUAGUAACCUUGUGGCAUUCCAGUUCUUGCUUUUAAAAAGUAGAAGGAUAGUUUGGAGAAAUACUUGUUUACGAUGAACACAAACUAAUUUUGUGGAGUCAUCUCUUCGUCAGCAUAUAAAGGACAGCCAAAGUAAUCCCUGCCAAAAAGGGCUGAAGUCAGAUUCUUGCUGGAAAUAAGCCAAUUUACUGCUAAUCGACCAUCAUUUAUAGGCUGCUGCUUAGGAUCUAGUCCUUUUAUGUCAGAUACAAAAAUAAAUACCCUGCCAGCACACAGUCAGUGUCCAAGUAUUGUAACGUUUGCCAAACACGACCUUGUUAUGCUAUGUAAUUUAUUAUAAUGAUGGGCUGAAUAAUUUUUCUUUAAAUUAUUGUGUAAAUAAUAAUGAUUCCAUGAAAUCACAUUUUAUAUGAACAAUGUAAAUUACAGGACUGCUUCUCCAACUUCACCAAUGUUUUAUGUAUCAAGGUUGGAGGAAGUUAUUUUGGAUGUAGAUUUACUACAUGCCAUCUUUUAGUACAGUAUAUUAAUUUUUGUUGACUACUGCCUUCCAAUGGAAACAGAGCUGUAUUUCUUUUUUUGUGUUUAAAAAAAAUAAAUACAAAAAUAUUUUCUAACCAUUCACAGACAGAUGUUAUUUAUAAGAUGAAAGCAGAUCAAUUCAUGUUAAAUACAGGGAUUUUAGUUCCUGUACAUUUCUUCACUGUCAACCAGUGUGCAUACUGGAUACGGUUAUGGAUUCAGAGAGAGGAAAAAGAUGCAGAAAUGGGCUGGAUUCACACGGUGAAUUCACUGUGGAUUCACACUGGAUUCACACAGUGAAUUCACUGUGAAUUCACACUGGACUCACACAGACUGCUUUCUUUUAACCAUGGUGUUCCAAAUAAACCACAAUUGGCUUGGUUCAUCCAUAAUGUUAAAUAAAAAACUAGGGGAUAAAAAAGUGGGUUGCUCAGCAUGUAUAAAGUAUGAAGCAUGAACUUGUGAAGAUCAUAUAUGUAAUUUACAUGUAUAUAUACUUGUGUACAUCAAGAACAAAGCUAUAAGCAAAAGUUAUUCAAGGCUGUAACAUUUGAAAUAUAUAACCUAUGCAUUCAAAUGUC
Candoia aspera is the source of this 6507-nucleotide messenger RNA. It is a transcript of the gene HNF4A, whose product is annotated as hepatocyte nuclear factor 4 alpha. The coding region runs from base 701 to 2104 and encodes 467 amino acids. The record is from RefSeq and is a predicted model, not a curated record. Gene Ontology annotation, biological process: positive regulation of transcription by RNA polymerase II; anatomical structure development; cell differentiation. The transcript has 10 exons. NCBI's taxonomy places the organism in Eukaryota, Metazoa, Chordata, Lepidosauria, Squamata, Candoiidae. Gene Ontology annotation, cellular component: nucleus. Gene Ontology annotation, molecular function: nuclear steroid receptor activity; RNA polymerase II cis-regulatory region sequence-specific DNA binding; nuclear receptor activity.